CGGUGGGAAGAAGAAGAGCAAGAGACGUCGUCGAAAGGAAGCAGCAUCAGCUGCAGCAGCAGCCGCAGCAGCAGCAUCAGCAUCAGCGACAGUAUCGAUACCAACGUCUUCAUCGUCAGCAGCGCCUCCGCCGCGCGAUGCUGAACGGGAGCCACCCGUCGAGAGCAGGAACCGACACCGCACCAAGACACCCAAGAAGGCAAUGGAGGUGGGCCACAAUAGCAGCACCAACAACGACAAGAUGCCGAUAAGUCCCGUGCAAACGAAAGGGUCGCGACCUUCUGGGGGAGGCAACACAGCCGGGCGGGCGGCGGCGGCGGCGGCGGCAGGGUCUGGAUCGGGCGCUCCCAGGCUGUCGGAGCUGCAGAAGCGCAUGCGGCAGAAACUGGAGGGCGCCCAGUUCCGCAUGAUCAACGAGACGCUGUACACGUCGGAGAGCGGGGUCUCGCUCGCUAAGUUCAAGCAAGAGCCGGAGCUAUUUGAUGUGUACCACAGAGGAUUCCGAGAACAGGUGGAGAAGUGGCCGGUGCAUCCGCUGGACAUCAUUAUCGACUGGCUGAAGAAGUACCCGAAGGCGCGAGUGGCCGACUUUGGCUGCGGGGAGGCGCGUCUUGCGGCGACGGUGCCCAACAAGGUGCACUCGUUCGACUUGGUGUCACCGAAUCCGCUGGUGACCGCGUGCGACAUGGCCAACGUCCCGAUCAAGGACGCCUCGGUUCACGUGGCCGUCUUCUGCCUGUCGCUCAUGGGGACUAACCUAGCGGACUUUUUGCGCGAGGCUCAUCGGGUGCUCGUCCCGGGGGGGCUCGUGAAGGUGGCCGAGGUGAGGAGCAGGUUCGAGGGAGAGGAGGGCGGGGUGGAGCGUUUCUUGGAGGUGACGAGGCGUCUUGGCUUCGACACGAGGCAGAUGGACCGCUCCAACAAGAUGUUCCUCCUCGCGGAGUUCAAGAAGUCCGGCCGGAAGCCGGAGAGGGGUGUUGAGUUCGAGGCGAAGGUAUUUUCGAGCCUUGAUAAUGGGGUGACGAAGGAGGGAUGCAGAUUCCCGGGGGCACCGGUGCUGGGUAUUUCGCCGAUGGAGUUCGGGUGCAUUGGGAGCUACGGUAGACCCUCCCCGUAUUUAUGCAUACAUCGUAAUAUUUUCUUGGCGGAGGCGGUGCACUUUGUGCGUUAUCCCCAGUAA
Molecule: messenger RNA, 1180 nt
Organism: Ectocarpus siliculosus
Lineage: Eukaryota; Phaeophyceae; Ectocarpales; Ectocarpaceae
Source: the annotation of a GenBank genome assembly